AGCAGAAUGCGAAGCAACAAAUAAAGCUCUACAAGAACAAUUAGAAAAACAAGAAAAACAAAAUCUCGAGUUGGUUCAAGAAUUACAGCAAGCUAAAGAAGAGAACGAUCCAGGCAAAAUAGCCAAAAUAAUGUCCAUAAUAAAGGACAACGAUAAAAACCAGCAAACUACUCGUUUAGCAAUUAAAAAAAUGAUGGAAGAAAAAAACAAGCAAGAAAGAGCAAUUAACGAGUAUAUUCAAAAUGUUGAUGAACUAUGA
Messenger RNA from Dentiscutata erythropus, 259 nucleotides. NCBI's taxonomy places the organism in Eukaryota, Fungi, Glomeromycota, Glomeromycetes, Diversisporales, Gigasporaceae. The record is from the annotation of a GenBank genome assembly.